CUGGUCUCUCAGGCUGUGUCAGUGGCUGAGUAGGAAGGUCUGACACACUUUAUUUCAUAUGAAAACUAUGGAACAGAGCUUGAUGUUCCCAGUGGUGGCUGCUGUUUUACUGCUGGUAGUGACGGUGUUGUACUUCCUCCUGCGAGGCUCUGCAGGAGAGAAGAAAAAGAAGAAGCUACCUGUCACCCUGCAGGACCCUAUGGUCAAAUAUCCACUUCCCCUGAUACACAAACAGGAAAUCAGUCAUGACACAAAGAAAUUUCGGUUUGGCCUUCCAUCUAGGGCUCAUAUCCUUGGACUACCAGUAGGUCAACACGUGUACCUGACAGCCAAGGUGAACGGCGUUCUGGUGAUCAGAGCCUACACUCCAGUCUCCAGUGAUGAGGAUCAGGGAUAUGUCGACCUUGUGGUAAAGGUGUACUAUAAGAACUGCCAUCCCACAUUUCCAGAGGGAGGGAAGAUGUCUCAAUACCUGGACAACAUGGCUAUUGGAGACACUGUUGAUUUUCGAGGACCCAAUGGGCUGCUGGUGUAUAAGGGAAAUGGUCAGUUCUCCAUCCGACCUGACAAGAAAUCAGAGCCCAAGGUUCGGAAGUUUAAGCGUGUUGGAAUGAUUGCUGGUGGAACAGGUAUCACUCCUAUGCUGCAGUUAAUUCACAGGAUCGCAGCCGACCCCACUGACAACACAAAGUGCUCUCUCAUUUUUGCCAACCAGACGGAGAAGGACAUCCUCCUGAGGGAGGAGCUGGAGGAGGUGAAGAAGAACCAUCCUGACAAAGUGAAGCUCUGGUUUACACUGGACAAACCACCACAGGAUUGGAGCUACAGUUCAGGAUUUGUGACCUAUGACAUGAUCAAGGACCACAUCCCUGCUCCAUCCUCUGAUGUUCUUGUUGUCCUGUGUGGUCCUCCUCCAAUGAUCCAGAAUGCCUGUCUGCCAAAUCUGGAGAAGCUGGGACACAAAACAGAAAACAUCUUUUCAUACUAGUAUUUUAAUGGCUUUGUUCACUGUAAUCAUUCUGUCACAAAUCCAUAAAUCACUGUAGGAGCACUGCUGAAGGUCUAAUACUAUCCAAAAUGACAAACAAGUGCACGCUGUUUUACUGGUGCUGAUGACACUGCUUUGGUAGUUAACAUUUUCAGUGACAACCUGUACUAUAAAAUGGGCAUGUAACUGACAUCAAAAUUAAUAAGUAACUAUGAAAAUUCCUAACAACUCUGUUUAUAAAAAGAAAACAGACAAUUUAAACUGUAUUUUCAGUCCAAAAUGAAAUAAUCAAUGGGAAAAAAUCUAAUAAAGAUGCAAA
Messenger RNA from Monopterus albus (swamp eel), 1307 nucleotides. RefSeq names its product cytochrome b5 reductase 2 (gene cyb5r2). Gene Ontology annotation, molecular function: oxidoreductase activity; FAD binding. Gene Ontology annotation, cellular component: mitochondrion. The transcript has 9 exons. Bases 59 to 988 code for a protein of 309 amino acids. The record is from RefSeq and is a predicted model, not a curated record. NCBI's taxonomy places the organism in Eukaryota, Metazoa, Chordata, Actinopteri, Synbranchiformes, Synbranchidae.